AUGAUCUCUGGACAGAUCCAACCAUUUGUUCCAAGGCUGACUGUUGCCCGGAGAAAGGAGGCGCUGGAACUGAGAAAGACUAUGAAACCGUUGAUGGAAAAGAGAAGGCGCGCACGUAUCAACCAGAGCCUCAAUCAACUGAAAACUCUCAUACUUCCUUUGACCGGCAAAGAUAAAUCUCGACACUCAAAGCUUGAAAAAGCUGAUAUCCUUGAGAUGACCGUGGGAUUCCUCAGUGAUAUGCCCGCUCAAACCAAACGUUCAACUGACAAUUACAAAGAAGGGUACAAAGCAUGUCUCCAGCGCGUAUCCGCUUUACUCUCCAAGACGAACCUGGACAAAGACGCCUGCCAGCGGGUGAACGAGUUUAUUCAGCAGUCCAUGUCUACGUCUGUCACCCCAGCAUGUCAGAACUGUUGCACCCAGAACUCCAGAGCCGUCUCCCAGAUUCAACAGAGAACCAUGAGCCUCAAAGCUAAUCUUAGUUCCAGAGUUGAGAACCACUCACACAUCAGAGGUCCCCUUGCCAACCGACCACAACCGGUGCCACAAGCUGUCAAUGCUAACAUGUGGAGGCCUUGGUAG
Hypomesus transpacificus is the source of this 585-nucleotide messenger RNA. Its product is annotated as transcription factor HES-2-like. Gene Ontology annotation, biological process: regulation of transcription by RNA polymerase II; anterior/posterior pattern specification; regulation of neurogenesis. The transcript has 4 exons. Gene Ontology annotation, molecular function: RNA polymerase II cis-regulatory region sequence-specific DNA binding; DNA-binding transcription factor activity, RNA polymerase II-specific; protein dimerization activity. The record is from RefSeq and is a predicted model, not a curated record. NCBI's taxonomy places the organism in Eukaryota, Metazoa, Chordata, Actinopteri, Osmeriformes, Osmeridae. The coding region runs from base 1 to 585 and encodes 194 amino acids. Gene Ontology annotation, cellular component: nucleus.